UUUCCCUCCCUCUCCCUCCCGCAAUAUUUUCAAACCAAACUCUCCGUGGUCUCCAAGCUACCAGUAAACAAACAGCCAAUCAGAUUGGUGCGGGAAGCACAACAACCCCGGCGGCGCGCCGGCGCCAGGGGUCGCUGCCGAGCCGCUCACGGAACAGGUGGAAUUUUCCAUGUCCUCUCCUCUCCUCUCCUCGCCUCGCCGUCCGCGGCAGCUUUACAUCCCCUUGUCUUCCCGGCCUCUCGUCUGUAGGUUCGGUUGUCGUUUGUGGAAAGUCAAAUACAGUCAAAGUCUGUCCAGCUCCCAACUAGUCUUCGAUUCGUCACAGAUAAUUUAUCUUAAAGCUGCAUUGGAUUAUCGUAGUUGAAGACAGUGUGAUCGGCAACCUUUGGAAAUAACAUCGUUCAGUGCAAACAUCUGCAUUUUCCUCUUCCCGCUGGUCCGAGAUGGGGAACGGACUUUCAGAUCAAACUCCUAUUUUAUCAAACUUUCCAUCUUUUCAAUCUCUUCACAUCGUUAUUCUGGGUUUAGAUUGCGCUGGAAAAACCACAGUUUUGUACAGAUUGCAGUUCAAUGAAUUUGUCAAUACUGUUCCAACGAAAGGAUUUAAUUCUGAAAAAAUAAAAGUGACUUUGGGUAACUCCAAGCCAGUGACUUUCCAUUUCUGGGAUGUAGGUGGUCAGGAGAAACUGAGACCACUCUGGAAAUCCUACACUCGCUGCACAGAUGGUAUCAUCUUUGUGGUGGACUCUGUAGAUGUGGAAAGAAUGGAAGAAGCCAAAACUGAACUGCAUAAAAUAACCAGGAUCUCUGAGAACCAAGGAGUGCCUGUGCUUUUGAUUGCCAACAAACAAGAUCUCAGGAACUGCCUCUCUCUCUCUGAAGUGGAGAAACUGUUAGCAUUGAGUGAAUUAAGUUCCUCAACCCCAUGGCACCUACAGCCAACCUGUGCUAUAAUAGGAGAUGGGCUGAGAGAAGGACUGGAAAAACUUUAUGAAAUGAUUAUCAAGAGGCGGAAAAUGUUGAAACAACAGAAAAAGAAGAGAUGACUCUACAACAUUGAAGAUACAAAGAUGCUUUGUAUUUUUGAAAGCUGAGAUGUUUCUACACUGGUCAUUAUAUCUGUAGCCUUCUGACAAAGUUUAAGUUGAAAAUGCAAGUCCUUUUGAGACCCUAGUCUGGAUAUUUUUAGUGGGAUCACAGUUGAAGGUGGAUGUGAUGAAAUAAGUAUGCAGAACAGUUAUACCAGCAUAAGACUGUCAGCAUCUUUUAUAGUUUGCCUGACCAAAUUAUAUUUAGAUCUGUAGUACUUGUUCUGUGUUCAUCUGCCUUCCUAAUAGAUAUGUUUGUAUGUAUGUGGGUUAUGUGUUUCAAUUUUAGGCCUAAAAGUCCAGGUACCUGCCACAGCACAAGGCUUUAUUUUAGGCCAACUGAACACUGAAAAUAUUUGGUUGUUGACUAUUGUAAAAUUAGGAAUAUUUACGAAAAUUAUUGGGGAAAAGGCUGCUACAGAUUGUAGUUCAAAAAUGUUUAAGUGCUCUUCUGUUUUUAAACUAAGAAAUUUAAAGAACCAGUUGCUGAAUUUAGUUUUUGGAAGAAUAUUUAAAAUGAGUUACUACUGGUAUUAAAGAAAAGUAAAGCACUUUUGUGCUUGCCCUACAUCAUUUGUAGUGUUGGGGUUGCUGGCAAAUGUAUAUCAUUUAAUUAUUGAGUGGACAAUGAGCACAGUCAUAACUGAAGGUCUCUGAUAUGAAGGGAGGAGGGGAAAAGCUACAGUGAUGUUUAAUUGACCUUGAACUUUGAGUACUGAAAAGUUUUUAAUAAUGACAUAGGAACAUAGCAUUAGUCUGUUCUUGUUACUAAUAUACAAGUUGCCAUGAAGUCCUUAUUUCUAAGCAGUGUUACAUUGGGGAGAUGGAUUUUAUAUCAUUAUAUAAGCUGUGACAAGAGAUGUGAUAGAAACAAAGAAAUGUAGGUCUGCAUUUGCUGUCAACUGUAAAAUGUGUAUAAUAAAGCUGUUUAGGGCAGCUUUGCCAUGAAUUAU
Molecule: messenger RNA, 2041 nt
Organism: Pristis pectinata (smalltooth sawfish)
Lineage: Eukaryota; Metazoa; Chordata; Chondrichthyes; Rhinopristiformes; Pristidae
Gene: arl4aa
Product: ADP-ribosylation factor-like 4aa
Exons: 2
Coding region: 444-1046 (200 amino acids)
Biological process (GO): vesicle-mediated transport; intracellular protein transport
Cellular component (GO): cytoplasm
Molecular function (GO): GTPase activity; GTP binding
Source: RefSeq, a predicted model, not a curated record